AUAGCAGUGGCAUCUACACUGUUUGUCAUAGACUCUAUAUAUCUCUCUAUCCCCCUCUCUCUCUCCCCCCCGCCCUCUCUCCCCUGCUACCAGGUGUUGAAGGGGUUCCCAGAGUGUCUCCAGGCUGACAUCUGCCUCCACCUCAACCGUACCCUCCUGGAGAACUGCAAAGCCUUCAAGGGCUCCACUAAGGGCUGCCUGCGAGCCCUGGCCAUGAAGUUCAAGACCACCCACGCCCCGCCCGGCGACACCCUGGUGCACGCCGGCGACGUGCUCACCGCCAUCUACUUCAUCUCCCGCGGCUCCAUCGAGAUCCUCCGAGGCGACGUGGUGGUGGCCAUCUUGGGUGAGGAUGAUAGAGGAUAGGAGCUACUAUUAGUGUAGCAUGUAUCAACCCAAAUAGUACAGGUUCUACAGCUAGUCUAGCAUGUAUAUAGGCUACCAAAUGAAAGACUAUAGGGUCUACUGUCACUCUAUAGGGUCUACUGUUGCUAGUGUAGCAAGUACCAAGCCAAAGGGGAAAUAAUUGAAGAACAAACUGAAUUUGGUAUAUUCAGAUAUGAUGUGCUAGGGAAACUCAUAGAUGGUCAGAGAUGGGCAAAUAAGAUAUACAGACUUUCAAAGACAAUUCUCCCCAGCAUAGAUAAUAUAUAGGCCAACACUGCCAUCUACUGGGCAACAAUAUGACCCAAUUUAUACCUCAUGCAGCUUCAAACUCUGGGCAGUCGAGAUGGGUGAAAUGCUAUUUCAGCACUGCUAUGUACCAUUUUGAGUUAUUCAAAUAUGUAAAUUUGCCAUGUAACUUUCCAGUAAUACCAUAGCACUGUAAAACAUUAGCAUUUUUCGAUGUACUGUAUGUAAAAAUGUCCUCUCUUUACUCACAGGGAAGAAUGACAUCUUUGGCGAGCCCAUCAACCUUUACGGGCGAGCUGGGAAGUCCAACGCCGAUGUGAGAGCUCUGACCUACUGUGACCUCCAUAAGAUCCACAGAGAGGACGUCCUGGAGGUGUUAGACAUGUACCCUGAGUUCUCCGACCACUUCUGGAUGAACCUGGAGAUCACAUUUAACCUCCGGGAUGUGAGUGUGACCUCUGCCCUUUGA
Molecule: messenger RNA, 1102 nt
Organism: Coregonus sp. 'balchen'
Lineage: Eukaryota; Metazoa; Chordata; Actinopteri; Salmoniformes; Salmonidae
Source: the annotation of a GenBank genome assembly